ACCGCGUCUGGAAGAUUUCAAAGAUAAUCAUAAACAUCUGUUUUCUUCUUUCUUUUUAUUCAGUUUCUCCAUUAUAAAUCUGCAUCGGGGGGCCAGACCCUCUAAACAAUAUCAUCAGUUUAUACAAGAAGAAGAAGAAAAUAUUUUGUUUUGUUUUCGUCUGAGAGAUUAAUUUCUUGAUCGAAAAUGGCAUCAAACGACGCUGGAAGGCCGUUGCCAAAAUUUGGGGAUUGGGAUGUGAAUGAUCCGGCAACCGCGGAUGGAUACACGGUGAUAUUCAGCAAAGCCGGUGAAGAUAAGAAGACAGGAAGGAGUUCGACGAAAACGAAUUCUCAGAGGAAACAAGACGGUGAUAAACCAGCGGUUAAGAAAUGGCUCUGUUUCACCUUUUCUUGAUUUCUUUUUUCUUGCGUCUAUUGUCAUCCUAAGAAAGAAACUAGCUUUGAGCAUUUGACAACUUUUUGUCAGAGAAGUUUUCUUAUGAUGAAUCAGUUCUGCAUUGUGUAUAUUACAUAAUCAACAAAACUUGUAGCUCCAAAUUUCUAAUUGAAGAAUGGAAACACUUGGCG
This is a messenger RNA of Eruca vesicaria subsp. sativa (arugula), 569 nucleotides long. The record is from the annotation of a GenBank genome assembly. Lineage: Eukaryota; Viridiplantae; Streptophyta; Magnoliopsida; Brassicales; Brassicaceae.